Acanthaster planci (crown-of-thorns starfish) is the source of this 2734-nucleotide messenger RNA. Its product is annotated as 1-aminocyclopropane-1-carboxylate synthase-like protein 1. Gene Ontology annotation, molecular function: pyridoxal phosphate binding; transaminase activity. Gene Ontology annotation, biological process: biosynthetic process; amino acid metabolic process. Lineage: Eukaryota; Metazoa; Echinodermata; Asteroidea; Valvatida; Acanthasteridae. The record is from RefSeq and is a predicted model, not a curated record.
UUUGCCAGUAUUUCACCAUUGCACUUCCUACAAUAAAACAAGAACAAUGCUAUCUGAAAACGGGGUUUCUUACAGCGAUUGCCUGUCGAAGCGGGCGCAGGAAGGAAUUGUCGUCUGCAGGACAGCCAGCGUGGUCUCCUGCAGCGCAGGGGAGUUUAUUGGCGAGUACGAUCCUGAGACCAAUCCUAGAGGAGUGAUCGACAUGCAUAGCGCCGAGAACAAAAUGGUCUUCGAUUUACUGAGAGAAAAGCUGCAGUCAUGCGUGGAGAGCCCAAAGACCUGGGCUGACAACAUGUUUCUCCAUGCCUACGACGAGCCGGAAGGUGUCUUUGAACUGAGGGAUGCUGUUGCUAAGUUUUUGACGGUUACAGCAAGGGCGCACAAUCCCCUGGACCCAAACAAGAUGAUGGUGAUAAACGGUGCCUAUCCUGGUCUGGAAGCGAUGGGGCACGUCAUAUGCGACGCUGGAGAAGCGGUACUUCUGCCAGUUCCCGGUUAUUACGGAGUCUACAGCAGUCUAAAAAUACGAGCCAAUGUGGACGUUGUUCCAAUCCUGCUGACAGAGGAGCAAAGAUCCGGAGAAACGGAGCCCUUCCAAUUGACCGUAGAAAGGACAGAAGAAGCUUACCAGAAGGCUGUACAUGAGGGCAUCAGGGUGAAGGGAUUGUUCCUUGUAAAUCCAAACAAUCCACUGGGAGACGUGUACAGUCGCACUCAGGUCUUGGAUCUCCUGAAAUUUGCCAAAAGGCACGACCUACAUGUGGUUCUGGACGAGGUCUACAUGAACUGUGUCUUCAAUGAUGCCACGUCACACUGCAGUAUCUUUCAAUUCAGCGAAGAUGAAAUACCAGACCUGCAUAAAGUUCACGUCAUUUGGACAUUCAGCAAGGACCUUGGUAUGAGUGGAAUGAGGAUUGCUGUCAUUUACACCUGGAACAAAGCUGUUCGCGAUGCGCUGAUUAGUAUUGCGCAUUUCCAAGCGGUGCCGACAGGAUGGCAACGAAUGAUGGCGAGAAUGCUGGCUGAUACAGAUUGGUUUGCCAAUGUCUUCCUGCCGUUCUCCCUGGGUAAACUCAAGGAGAUACAUAGUUACUUCGUCGAGGGUCUUCGCAAGAUAGGUAUUCCCUGUCUGCAUAGGCCCUCUGGUCUUUAUGUCUGGGCAGACCUCUCCAAGUUUCUGUCGGCACCGACAUCGGAGGCUGAGCUGGAGUUGAACCAGAAGCUGCUAGAAUCAGGUGUGCAAUUUAGUCCAGGCCUUAACUGCCAAGGCCGCGAGAGGGGGUGGUUCAGAGUUGUCUUCGCUCGAAUCAAAACUAGAAAAACCAUUGAACUCGGUAAGAAAUCUUAACAAAUGCUGAUUCUGUUGAGACGUUUGGAAUUGGAGUAAUAUAAGAAUACAAUAUGUUCAUGUUGCUAUUUGAUGCCGGUUGUUGGCGUUAUUAUUGGUCUAUCAAAAUGGUUGUUUUGUCGUCAAAUACCAGCUAAUAAUCAAAGCAAAAUGUUGGUUUUCACACUGUUUUGUUUCGACAGCUUUACAGCGAAUACGUCAGGCUUUACACCCCAUGCCAGCAGAAAAUCUGGAUGUACAGGAUGUAUGUAACGACCAAUGUGUCUCCAAGUCCUUCUUGUAAAAUGGUAUUUAAUAAAUCUUAUACUCAUUUGCAUAUAAUGUUAUUUGAGAAUAAAAGGCUCAAACAGAAUUUCUCUUACCACGCAACUUAAAGGCCCGUUCAUACUUCACGUAAAAGCGAAAACGAACGCAUAUAUGUGAUCUAAAUCAAAAUAUCCUCGUUGCUAAAUCGCAACGGGUUUCACAUGUAUAUAAAACUUUGAAUUCCACCAAUGACUUAGACGAACGUCACCCUUUUCAGAGUAGGAACCCGACAACAUACCAACUGUUUCAGCCAAGCUCAAAUACAAAAAUACGUCUGACUUGAAAUUAAAAAGUAUAACCCUGAAAAGAGAAUAUGCGACUAAAAUCAUGGAAAGUAAAAAUGAGCCAAACUCAAUUAGUGCUUGCUAAAAUAAAGCCUUACAUAUACCAUGAAAGGGAUGUAAUUCUAUCAAUUUGUUCAUGACAUACCAACAAUUAUUGGUUGCAGCAUUUUAAAACUCAAAUAGCAAAACAUACCUGUCGCAAUUUGUGUCUGUCGUAAUUAAAAUAACUAUACUUUUUUCCUGGCCAUUUUCGGAAAAUGUGUAAAUGAAUUAGUAACAGCAGCAUUCUUUUUUCGAGCGAAAUGGAACAAAUAUUCUAAUUUCCAUUUCUAUUUAACAAAGUUCUAUUUCAAUGAGGGUGCAUUCCGUCGUAUAAAGUCAGGGUUCAAAUUCACGAUAGUGCACUAGUUAAGUAUGUUGACAUGUACUUCUGCAAUCCUGGAUUCAUCUUAAUUUGAACUCAAUCCAUUUCGCAAAAUAUGAAGGCGGUUUCGCCUGUGUGUUCUGGUAUGCCUGGUCAAGAAUUGGCAUUCGUUUGUGUGCUUACAAGUUAUAAUGCAAAGAGUUCCAUAUACGGACAGCCACUUGACACCCUGUGCACAAACCAUAUGAAACUGGUAUGAAAAUUCUGUGUUUUCGAAGUAAAUGAAUUGUUUUCCCCUUCUAAAUUGACCUUUUCUGGACAUGAUUUUGCUCUCUGACCGCUAAUACCACGUCAUGGUAGGGAAUAAUUAUUGGCGUCCAUAUGUGACACUCUUCUCGUUAUAUUGGUUAAAUGUUUGAAUACUCAUUACUG